This is a messenger RNA of Aphanomyces astaci, 863 nucleotides long. RefSeq lists its product as hypothetical. The transcript has a single exon. The annotation marks the transcript as partial. NCBI's taxonomy places the organism in Eukaryota, Oomycota, Saprolegniomycetes, Saprolegniales, Verrucalvaceae. The record is from RefSeq and is a predicted model, not a curated record.
GUUGAACCUGAGAACGUUUUCGUUUGACGACUUCACGCAGUUUUUGGAAUGGUGCUACCAAACCAAACAUAUGGCCUCAACCUUGGGUUCGUAUUGGAAUGUCCUUGUAUGAGAAGCAAGGCGUGGCCAUCCCCAAGCCUUUCAAUACAAGCUGCCACACAUUAUGAAGGGUACUCACGUUUUAUCGCGACAGACAUUGUGCAGGGUGUGCAAACGACCAAGUCGAAGCGUCCGUUGACGAUCGAGGAGAUGAAGCAUCUAACGAGUCGCAGCGUGGCGCUUAUGAAUGCUGGUUGCACUCAUGCGUCUUUUCUGAUGGCGUGCAACCCGAUGGGUCUGUCGGGAAGCACUGCAUCGAUUCAAUUGAACAGCCAGUCGUGGGAAGAUGACUCCCUGGGGGUCCAAUUCUGUCGGCUCAAGAUGGGUGCGGUCCAACAUGCCGAGGCAUUGCCGUACGAACAUAUUGAAGCUCAACUUGUGCGUGGUGCUUGCAUUGAAUUUGUACCAGGUAAUGCACCCUACAAUGGACCCCGAGCCGCACGAUUGUGCCCUGCCAUAAACCCCGGCGACAACAUUGACCGGUCGUUCGCCAAGUUGGUCCACGCGCUGGUUGCGUUAUACGGUGUCGACAGACUCCGCAAUGUGGCAACACACGCGAUCCGCAAGGGUGCCGUAACGUUCGCAACGUCAGGUUGCACAACGGGACAGUCGAUCGGCAUCUUAACGACUCGCGCCGGGUGGUCCUUACAUACUGUACGUCCGUUCGCGGUCGCGUUCCACUGUGCUGCCAAAACCAGAAGUCGACCUGUCAAACCUCAUAUGGAACGCGAACGCGUAAUCUUAAAUCUGAUUGCCAAUCCGCU